This is a messenger RNA of Heteronotia binoei (common prickly gecko), 597 nucleotides long. RefSeq names its product gastrin releasing peptide (gene GRP). Gene Ontology annotation, biological process: neuropeptide signaling pathway. The transcript has 3 exons. The coding region runs from base 1 to 486 and encodes 161 amino acids. NCBI's taxonomy places the organism in Eukaryota, Metazoa, Chordata, Lepidosauria, Squamata, Gekkonidae. The record is from RefSeq and is a predicted model, not a curated record. Gene Ontology annotation, molecular function: neuropeptide hormone activity.
AUGGCGCGCCCGCAGCUGCCGUCGCUGCCCAAGCCCCGCGGGCUCUUCUUCUGGCUGCUGGCCGCCCUCGCCUGGGCUCUGCUGCUGGAGGGACGCCGCGCCGGCGCCGCCCCUUUGCAGAGCAACGACGGAGCGCCCCCCAUGGCCAAGAUCUACCCCCGGGGCAGCCACUGGGCAGUCGGGCAUUUCAUGGGGAAAAAGAGCACUGGCGACUUCCCUUCCCUGUAUGAAGACCAAAACAAGGUGCCCUUUUCUUUGCUGCUGGAUGACGUCAAGCGGCUGGAGGAAGAUCCGCGUUGGGAGGAGAAGGUGAAGAAGCUCCAGCGGCUUCUCGAGGCGAACGACAGCCGAAGCGCUCAGGUUUUCAGGGAAGAAUUGCCGUUUUCCACCAAGAACUCCUGGGAGGUGGAGGAUAACAGCAGCCUUAAAGAUAUGAUGGAUUAUCUGCUGCAAGCGAUGGAGAGGAAAGAAAGUUCUCCAAGCUGAAACAACCGUUCCUUGUUUCCGAAGGCAUGGAAGGAUAUCCUUAAGAGACUGUGGUUUCAUAAGCAUUUCACUGUAUAUGAUGAUUGAUUAAGCCAAACUCUUUUGUGUUAA